Molecule: messenger RNA, 468 nt
Organism: Phodopus roborovskii (desert hamster)
Lineage: Eukaryota; Metazoa; Chordata; Mammalia; Rodentia; Cricetidae
Product: dynein light chain 1, cytoplasmic
Exons: 1
Coding region: 17-286 (89 amino acids)
Biological process (GO): cilium assembly; microtubule-based process
Cellular component (GO): cytoplasmic dynein complex
Molecular function (GO): dynein light intermediate chain binding; dynein intermediate chain binding
Source: RefSeq, a predicted model, not a curated record
CACCAAAACCGCAACCAUGUGCGACCGGAAGGCGGUGAUCAAAAAUGCAGACAUGUCGGAAGAGAUGCAACAGGACUCGGUGGAGUGCGCUACUCAGGCGUUGGAGAAGUACAACAUAGAAAAGGAUAUUGCGGCCCAUAUCAAGAAGGAGUUUGACAAGAAGUACAACCCCACCUGGCACUGCAUUGUGGGUCGGAACUUCGGUAGUUAUGUGACACAUGAAACCAAACACUUCAUCUACUUCUACCUGGGCCAGGUGGCCAUUCUUCUGUUCAAAUCUGGUUAAAAGCAUGGACUGUGCCAAACACCCAGUGAUCCAUCCAAAAACAAGGACUGCAUCCUAAAUUCCAAACACCAGAGACUGACUCUUCAGCCUUGCUAAGGGAACACCUCGUUCGAAUCUGUUGUGUUUUGUACAGGGCAUCAUCCUCUGUACCAGUUUGUGGUUAUAAAAUAAUUAGUAAAACA